Molecule: messenger RNA, 1826 nt
Organism: Lobosporangium transversale
Lineage: Eukaryota; Fungi; Mortierellomycota; Mortierellomycetes; Mortierellales; Mortierellaceae
Exons: 2
Coding region: 137-1597 (486 amino acids)
Source: RefSeq, a predicted model, not a curated record
AGUCUAUAGGUAUGAUAGAGGUAAGUUGCUUGGUGGAGAGCAUGAGUCAAAAAUUUGUUAUACGAUUUCAUUUUUUUACGAAAGCAGAGUCAAAGCGCUUACUCUAAAUUCAUUCACAUCUAUAGAAGAAUCAACGAUGAAUCGCAGGAAUCCAGAGACACAACGAUGGCAAUUCUAUCAUCCUGCUUUCCAGAGAGACCGGCCUCAUCUUCGUAAUAAUAUCAAGAGAAAAUCAGCACGCUCAGUCAAUACUGCGCCAACAUAUUCUCGGGUUGUAUUUGAGCGUGAUAAGGGAUACUAUGUUCAGCAGGAAUCAUCCACUCGACCUUUUAAUGGUCAAGGCAGCCAUAAUCGCUCUAAUAACUCAGAGCACUCACAGGAGCAGCACAGGCCCAGCCAUUCUCAUGGAGCAUCACAAGCUGGCUCAAUACCUCAUCACUACAACCCUCAUACAUCCCAGGUUCACCGCUCACCGCACGAGUCUUUACAGCGCCCUCCUGUUCCCCGGCCAGACUAUAGGCCUCAUGCUGGCCAUCCUGGCGAGCCUAUUCACCCUCGUGACGAAAAAGAUCACAUGCCUUCAAACCACCAAAUAGGUUCCCCGCAUCAACAUAUCGCGAGAGUAGAUCAUGACACCCAGCAUCAUCAGCAGUAUCCAGGGCCGCAUUACCAUUCACAACAGCAGCACCAGCAUCAAUCUCAUCCAUAUGCGAGCCCUCAUCAACAUCAGUACUCUUACAAUGGACCGCCUUCCCAAGCUCACCAUCCCUCCGAACAUGGAUACAGCCACAAAUCACAAAGCUUCAAUUCACAUAAUCCUCCCCCACCAGAAUCCCAUCAUGCUGGGCCACCCCUUCCACAUACCGCAGGAACAGGAAGGCUUACUCAUCAGGGCCAUGGGUAUCAUUCAAGUAGGGAGCCAGGAUAUCCUGACUAUAGUCAUGACGUCAAACAUGGCACAACCAUGGGCGGAGGACACUUUCGAAGCCAAAGCGCUCCUGGAUCGGAUCCACGUAGAGUAGAAAGUUCACGAGGGCCUCAUCCAUUUAACCAGCAGGAGGUCCCUCGUUCGCCGCCUCAUACCGGAUCUCAACCCUAUUACUCGCGCGAGUCUUAUCCUCCCCCAAUGUCUCCACAUCGUCGUCACCAAGGGUCAAUCGAUGAAAACUCGGGGCCCAGUCGCCGCUAUUCUCCACCACCGGGCACAGGCAUGGGGUUGUCUCAACCUGGCCAGCAGCAGCGCCCUCCAUCAGGUUUAGGUGCGGUUGAAGAGGCUCAAUUGGCAGCUCCAAACAUGGAUCCCGCUUCGAAUCCUAGCUCACAUGAUCUUAUACCCCAUGGUAUAAAGCAAAUGGAAAGCCGACUUCAUUUCGUUGAGGAUGCCUACAUGUCCUUGAGGCAUUUUGCACAGGAGCUCCAAAAUAUUCAAGUUUCUCAGGAGCAGACCAUUGCAUGGAUGCGUGAUCGAAUCGAGCAACUUACCGAAGUUGGUACUCCAAGAGGUAAAAACUAUUUAUCAUUAAGCUAUCAGCGCGUUUGUAACAUUCAGGAUACCUCUCGAAACUCACAUGAGCUCCUAUUUCGGUAUAAUAUAUAAUACACAACAUCUAGAUAUGAUAACGUCUCCACCUCUUGGUCAAGGAAUGGUUCCGUCCAAGAGGAAGGCAGAGUAUAGUUCAGUGGAUUCACGCGAUUGGCCUAGGCGACCACCAGGGGAGUACCAGUCUGGUUUCUCAAGGCAAGCAAAUUCUCCUGGCCUGUCCCCAACCCAGCAAGAACGACAGAUUGGUGGACCGGACACAAUAUCUAGUCGUACACAGGGCUCA